Messenger RNA from Chenopodium quinoa (quinoa), 3328 nucleotides. Its product is annotated as putative disease resistance protein RGA1. Lineage: Eukaryota; Viridiplantae; Streptophyta; Magnoliopsida; Caryophyllales; Amaranthaceae. The transcript has 2 exons. Bases 1233 to 2261 code for a protein of 342 amino acids. The record is from RefSeq and is a predicted model, not a curated record.
CGAGUUCGCGAUGCGGAGAGGCACCAAGAAGAGGAGCGCAGUGACACCUUCAAAGAGUGGCUUCGGAGGCUGAGGGUUGUGCUUUACCAAGCUGAUGAUAUGUUUGAUGAUGUUCUCACUGUCGACCGCCAGAAACAGCGGAUAGAUGUCAACAAGCAGGUUUGUGUUUCUUUCUCGAGGUCUGGCAAAAAUCUUCGUUUUGAUUGGAAAAUAUCUCGACAAAUCAAGUCUAUUAGACAGCAGCUUGAUAAAAUCAAUUCAGAUAUUGGCAUUGCUAACUUAAAAUUGAACGUUUAUCAUGGCGAUGAACCACAACCACUAAGGGCUCGCUAUGUAAGGAAUAGGGAAAGAGGAUCUCAUGUGAGAGAAGAUGAUGUUAUUGGUAGAGAAAAUGACAAAAAGAUUAUUACUGAAAUGCUUUUUGAUGAUGAUGGGAAAAGGGUUUCUGUAAUCUCAAUCGUGGGGUUUGGGGGUCUUGGUAAAACUACUCUUGCUCAACUCGUUUAUAAUGAUGAGAAUGUUCGGAAACAUUUUGAUCUUGCUGCUUGGGCAUGUGUACCUGAGGUUAAUAAUCAGAACCAAGUUCUGAGAACAGUUUGCCAGUCCUUGGGUUUUAAGGAUACCAGAGAACUCUCAGUAGAUCAAAUUGAAUCGAGCAACCAAGCAUCGUUAAAAGAUAAGAAAUUUCUUCUUGUCUUAGACGACAUAUGGGAUGAUGAACGGAAUAAUUGGUUGGAUCUGCUAAGGUUGCUCGAGUGUGGUGCAGAUGGCAGUAAAGUUAUUGCAACAACACGCUCUGCUAAAGUUGCAAAUGCAGUUGGUUCAACAGAAACUUACAAUCUAGGACUUCUAACUGAUAAAGAGUCCUGGAGUCUUUUCAAAAAAUAUGCAUUUAAAUUGGGGCAAGAAGAGAGCAAUCAUACUCUCACUCAGUUGGGGAAGGAAAUUGUUGACAGCUGCGGAAAGGUUCCCCUUGCAAUUAGGGUUGUUGGAAGCCUUUGUUACUCUGAAACUAGGGAAGAAGGCUGGCGACGAAUUAGAAAUGCUCGACUCUCAAAGGCAAAGGGAAAGGAAGACGAUAACAUCAUGCAAGUGUUGAAGUUGAGUUAUGACUACUUGCCACCGGCAUUAAAGCAAUGUUUUGCAUACUGUUCGUUGUUCCCAAAGGACUACAUUUAUGAAAAGGAUAUUUUGAUCCAUCAAGCACAGACGACAUUGGAGAUCAAUACUUUAUGGAAUUGUUAGGGAAGAAUUUAUUUCAAGAUCCGGAAGAAGAUGAUGAAGGGAACGUCAAAUACUGCAAAAUGCACGAUUUAGUGCAUGACUUGGCUGAAGGUAUAGCUGGUGAAGAGAUUAAACAACUGGUUGAGCCUUUAUACCAGGUCUCUUCUACUGAUGAAUUGAUGCACGUGAGUGUUAACAUGAUAAGGCCAGAAUACUGUCGAUUGGAAUUCAAAGCUCCAGCAACAUUGCUUUCUGCUACGAAGAUACGGUCAUUACUAAUCAAAUCCAAUCAUUUUUUUAAUUAUUUAGAAGUAUCAUCUCUUGAAAUGAUGGUUUUGAAAUUUCAGUCUUUGCGUGCCUUAGAUUUAGAAAACAUGAAUAUCUAUGUGGUGCCAAAUUCUAUAAGGAAGUUGAGACAUCUAAGAUACCUUAAUCUUGCGUGGAAUCGCCGUAUUAAAUGUCUUCCUGAUGGCAUAACAAGAUUACAAAACCUGCAAACGUUGAACCUUAAAGCAUGCUUUCGUCUGAAAAAGUUGCCAAGAGAUUUUUGUGAAUUAGACAACCUGAGGCACUUGGCAAUUUAUAAGACAAGUUUGACCGAAUUUCCAUCAGGACUUGGGAAAAUGACAUCUUUGAUAGAUUUAGAUUAUAUUAUAGUUGGGAAAAACUAUGGUACAUAUUCAUUGCCUCCAUGCCCUCCAAUGGUUAUAUGUAUCAGAGUUGAUAGCUACAAAGGAGUUGAGAUGCCGCGUAGAUGGUUGGAUGGGCUUUCUAAUCUUUUUUCCAUUUGUAUUAUGAAAUGCGAUGAGUGCAAAGUUCUCCCUCAGUUGAGUCAUCUCGAAGAUCUUACUCUAGAAGAAAUUGAUGGCUUGGAGUAUGUAGAAGAUGAAGACUGGGUCUGUGGUGGAGAUGCAGAUGGAGGUGGAAAGUGUGGUUCCGGAGCCCACAAUGUCUACUUCCCAUCCUUAAAAGAGUUGGAGUUGGAAUUAAAAAAAAUUGAGGUCUCUAAAGGGGUGGACAAGACCAUCAAACGGUGAUGGUGGUGAGCCAAUGCACUUCUUGUUUCCUCGUCUUCGAAAUAUGACUAUAUAUGAUUGCCCCAAGUUGAUGUCAAUGUCUCUAGCACCAAAGCUAGAGAAUUUAUAUACUGAAGGGAUCAAUUGGAAGUUAUUUGAAUCCAAUCUGACGUCAAUUGAUGAUGAGGAUGCAUCAUCAACUCUUUUAACCUCAUUAGAGACGAUGGACCAUCUUCUCUGUCAAUCAGUAGCAGGUUAUCUAAUCUACAGAGUUUAAGCUUAGUCCGCUGCAAAAAUACUGGCAAGUUUGACGAUAGAAUCUUCAGACUCCAUUCGAUACCUUAAUAUUGGAGACUGCCAAAGCUUGAAAAAAGUAUCACUGGGAAAUCUCUCCUUGCUACGUUACCUCAACAUUUGGGGUUGUGAAGAAAUGACGUCACUUCCACAAUCAUUGCUAGGCCUUACCUCUUUACAGACACUGGACAUACGUGGCUGUCCAAAUCUGAAAGAAAGAUAUGAGAAGCCGAAUGGCCAAGAUUGCCACCUUAUCCAACAUAUCCCCAAUGUUAACUUUGAUGGCAUAAACGUAACAUGCAGUCCAAACUGGAGCAUCUUCAACUUAGAGAGGCUAAUUUACAGGGCCAAUUAGCAGAUGCAAGAGCAAUUCAUUUUGAAGUGGGAAAGAGAGUUGUGAAGAUAGAAAAGGAGUUGGUUGAAGUGUCUAUUGAAAUUGAAGCAAUGCAAAGCUGUAAUGAAGGGAAAAAAAACUAAGAAGAAUAAUGAAGAUGUUCCUGAUGAUAGUGUAGCCAUGAUCUCUGAUGCUGCUAAGGAUCAGGUGGCACUUAAGCAUAGUGAGGAUGUUCAGAAGAUUGAAAGUGAAGAGGGCAAAGACAAUGUGAUCUCAGAUAAGACCUAUUGGUUUUGGUGAUAGGUUAAGGUGCUUUAAAUGGUUAGGCUGCUUGCUAACAGUAGGUAAAUGGCUGCAUUUAUUGUAAUGUUAAAUCUCUCAAACUUAUGUAAUGCAAAUCUAUUUUUAUGCAAUUGGCCUUUAAUCUGAUUUCAAAUGGGAAAAAAAAGGCUUUAAAGAA